This is a messenger RNA of Coregonus sp. 'balchen', 3942 nucleotides long. The record is from the annotation of a GenBank genome assembly. NCBI's taxonomy places the organism in Eukaryota, Metazoa, Chordata, Actinopteri, Salmoniformes, Salmonidae.
AUGGCUAAAAACCCGUCCGAGGGACCCAAGGAGCCAGACCUGAAUCAGCUAUCGGACGAAGAGCUGCUGCAAUGGGGCAAGGAGCAGCUGGUCAACAGGCUAAGGAGGGUGGACAGCGAGAAGUUGAACCUGAUGAUCGAGCACGGCAACAUGAUGAAAGACGUUAACCGGAGGCUGCAGGUGCACCUGCAUGAGAUCCGCAACCUGAAGGAGAUCAACCAGAAGCUCCAGGACGACAACAACGAGCUCCGCGAGCUCUGCUGCUUCCUGGACGACGACCGGCAGAAGGGCAAGAAGCUGUCCCGGGAGUGGCAGCGGUUUGGCCGGUACUCCGCGAGCGCCAUGUGGAAGGAGGUGGGUACCUACCAGCUGAAGCUCAAAGAGCUCGAGGCCAACCAGGAGACGGUGGUGCGCGAGAACACGGACCUGAAGGAGAUCGUCCUCAUGCUGGAUGAGGAGCGGAACGGAGCCGGUUCCCGGAGCUCCAUAGACUCCCAGUCCAGCCUCACCAACCUGAACGGCGGGACAGGGAUAGUUCGCGACUUCGGGGAUGGGAGUAGUACCUCCAGCACCGGGAGCGCAGGUAGUCCCGACCACAGCCACAACCACAUACACAAGCUGCCCGCGGAGAGGGAGUGCAAGCUGGGUAGCACCUUCCAGAGGAGGUCCAUGGAUGACCUGUCACCGCCACACCAUCACAGGAGCAUCCCUAAUGGACUCAAUGGUAAGUUUAUACACCUGUAAUCCACCUGUAAUCCACACCUGGCCAUACACUUGUUAUGGCCUACAUCGGUCCACACACCUGUACACACCUGGCCACAGGCCAUCUCAUCUCAAUGGUCCAUACCAGCCGGGCUUGAGCUGGGAUGUUAAAUGCAUAGGAGAAGGUGGAAAUCAUUAUUAUUGAUAUUGAUAUUUGUACUGCAUUGUUGAGGGAGCUUGCAAGUAAGCAUUUCGCUGCACUGAAUACCUUCUGUAAACUGUGUACUUUGAUUUGAUUUGAAUUAGACGUUCCACCAACAGUAGGGACUAACAAAGCAGAGCCAUCCCUAUAUGGCUUUCAGACAGACCGACCGUUCAGACAGACCGACCGUUCAGACAGACCGACCGUUCAGACAGACCGACCGUUCAGACAGACCGACCGUUCAGACAGACCGACCGUUCAGACAGACCGUUCAGACAGACCGUUCAGAAAGACCGACCAUUCAGACAGACUGACCGUUCAGACAGACCGACCGUUCAGACAGACUGACCGUUCAGACAGACCGACCGUUCAGACAGACCGUUCAGACAGACCGUUCAGACAGACAGACAGACCGUUCAGACAUACAGACCGUUCAGACAGACAGACCGUUCAGACAUACAGACCGGUCAGAUAGACAGACCGUUCAGACAGACAGACAGACCGUUCAGACAGACAGACAGACCGUUCAGACAGACAUACCGACCGUUCAGACAGACAGACCGUUCAGACAGACAUACCGUUCAGACAAGACAGACAGACAGACCGUUCAGACAGACAGACCGUUCAGACAGACAGACCGUUCAGACAGACCGUUCAGACAGACAGACCGUUCAGACAGACAGACAGACAGACCGUUCAGACAUACAGACCGUUCAGACAGACAGACCGUUCAGACAUACAGACCGGUCAGACAGACAGACCGUUCAGACAGACCGUUCAGACAGACCGUUCAGACAGACCGUUCAGACAGACAUACCGACCGUUCAGACAGACAGACCGUUCAGACAGACAGACCGUUCAGACAAGACAGACAGACAGACCGUUCAGACAGACAGACCGUUCAGACAUACAGACCGUUCAGACAGACAGACCGUUCAGACAGACAGACCGACCGUUCAGACAGACAGACCGUUCAGACAGACAGACCGUUCAGACAGACAUACCGUUCAGACAGACAGACCGUUCAUUCAGACAGACAGACCGUUCAGACAAGACAGACAGACAGACCAUUCAGACAUACAGACCGUUCAGACAUACAGACCGUUCAGACAGACAGACCGUUCAGACAGACAGACCGUUCAAACAGACAGACAGACCGUUCAGACAGACAGACCGUUCAGACAGACAGACCGUUCAGACAGACAGACCUCCAUCAUAACACAGAGACAUUGGACAGUGAUGCUGCCAAGGCCUGAGUGCCCCUCCCUCCUUCAGACGGAUUCAGUCAAGGCCCGCACAGCAGUGGAUUAACCUGCCAUGUGACAGUCUGGCUGAGUGGCCUUUUCUCCGGGAGACAGCCAGAACCAUAUGUCGGGAGACAGCCAGAACCAUAUGUCGGGAGACAGCCAGAACCAUAUGUCGGGCUAAGCUAUUAUCAUUGUUGUGAUUACCUCACUGUUGCUGUGUUUAAAUCCUCUUCUCAUUCUGAGAUGAAGUCAUGAUUGGGAUGCUUACUGUAACAGAUGUAACACACACACACACACACACACACACACACACACACACACACACACACACGGUGGAUGCCUCUUCAGUGUCCCACCAUCAGAUUGAUGGGAAUUAUGUCACUGAGUAUCACGGCCCUGAAGGAAGAAGAGAAGACUAUCUUAAUUGCUUUUAGAAGGACUCAGGCAAAUUGAUUGUGGAUGAGUUCACUGAUUAUUAUGGUUGUCUUUGGGUCUCGAGGAGCUGUCUUUCUCUCUCUCUCUCUCUCUCUCUCUCUCUCUCUCUCUCUCUCUCUCUCUCUCUCUCUCUCUUUCACUCUGUCUCUGGCCUGCUUAGGGUCUCUCUCUCUCUCUGGCCCUCUCUGUCUCUGGCCUGCUUAGGGUCUCUCUCUCUCUCUCUCUCUCUCUCUCUCUCUCUCUCUCUCUCUCUCUCUCUCUCUCUCAGUUUCAAUUAAAUUCAGUAGACUCUAUUGACAUGGCAAGUUAAAUUACUUACAUUGUCAAGGUAUACAUAUAACAAAAAAUGGUGGGACCAACAGCAAUAAUAAUAGUAGUAGUGGAAAUGGUAUUACCAUUAACAGGAACUACUAACAACAAUAUUAAUGAGAAUAAUAAUCCAUUAAAUCAAUAGUAGUCGACCAGUCUCAACAUGACUGAGAAGACACAUGACAUGGUAUGAAAUCCAAAACAAAAUGGGAAAUAUUAUUGACAUUACAUUGCACUUUUCACUGGCUGUCCCUCAGGUUGUAGCAGGAGGACAAAUAUUUGGCUGCAAAAACAUUUAGGCUUUUCACCCAAUAAAUAUUAGAUUUUUUCUUAAACUUUUAUAGUUUCAAUUUUUUUUGUAAUGAAUGAUAAUUUGGGGAAAUAAAUAUUCUCUUUGGUCUGAGUAUUUGUCACAGUGUAAUAGGAAAUGCAGCUCUGUCUCUACCUCUCCCCGGGGGCAGAGUGAGCCCAGCCUGUCCUCUCUGGGCAGCCAGGUUUGCCUGUGACGACCGGUCUCUAUAGCCAGACUGUGCUCACUGAGUCUGUAUCUAGUCAGUGUUUUCCUCAGUUUUCUAUCAGUCACGGUGGUCAGAUAGUCUGCCACAAUGUACUGUCUGUUCAGAGCCAAAUAGCAUUGAAGUUUACUUAGAUUUUUUGUGUUGUCUUUCCAAUAGGUGAUAUCUUUUUCUUUUUGCUUUGUGAUUUUGUGAGUGCUGUCCUGAGGCUCUAUGGGGUUGGUUUGGGUUAGUAAACUGAGCUUCAGAACUAGCUGGCUGAGGGGACUGUUCUCUUGUUUAAUCUCUUGACAUUGUAGGGCUGUGUGAUUAAAUGUUUUGGGGUCGCUUGUUUUUAGAUGUUGUAGCAUUACAUUUUUAUUUUUACUUGGGCCCGUCCCUCAGGGUUGGGGGCCGGGGGAGCGGGGGGGGACAAAUUUUUUUUUUGGCUUCCCGCAAAAAAAAAAUUUGGCUUUUCACCCAAAAAUAUUUUAGUUUUUCCUUUUAAAAUUUUUAAAUUUUUUUUUUUUUUUUGUAAAAGAAUGAUUUUUAA